Batrachochytrium dendrobatidis JAM81 is the source of this 1117-nucleotide messenger RNA. RefSeq lists its product as uncharacterized. The coding region runs from base 6 to 1103 and encodes 365 amino acids. The record is from RefSeq and is a predicted model, not a curated record. Gene Ontology annotation, biological process: carbohydrate metabolic process. The transcript is spliced from 4 exons. Gene Ontology annotation, molecular function: chitin deacetylase activity. NCBI's taxonomy places the organism in Eukaryota, Fungi, Chytridiomycota, Chytridiomycetes, Rhizophydiales. Gene Ontology annotation, cellular component: membrane.
GUAGGAUGGUUUUUUCCGUUUCCACCAUCAUAUACUUGUCACUGCUAUCUCUUGAACUUGCAUCAUUCAAAUCCCAGGUGUUUGCGGGCACUCCUGAUCCUGCUAAUUACCCUAAAUUAGAAGUUGCUCCUCCCAGCUACGAGCCAUGGAACAAGCGAUUUCUUGGAGGUGAUUUACCUCCCCAUGGUACUGAAGCUAAUCUGUGGCGAGACCAAAUUCAAUGUCGUAACUCGCACAGCUGGGCAUUAACAUAUGACGAUGGACCAUCUGAAUUUACACCUCGGGUGUUGAAUGCUCUUGGUGAACACAAUUUCAAGGCAACCUUUUUUGUUAUUGGCAGUAUGGUUGUUCGUAAUCCCAAGUAUAUUCAAGAUGUCUAUGCUGCUGGUCACGAGAUUGGUAUUCACACUUGGAGUCAUCCACAAAUGACUCAGAUCUCGGACGAGCAAAUUGUUGCCGAGAUUUACUGGACUGUCAAAGCAAUUCAGGAAGCUAUUGGUGUUGUUCCCAAACUUUUCCGUCCUCCCUAUGGCGAUAUUGAUGAGCGUGUCCGUACUAUUCUCAAACGUAUGGGUUUGACCAUUAUCAACUGGAAUCAAGACUCUGGAGAUGCUCUUGGUGCCACAGAUGUUGUAGAACGAUUCAAGCAUUGGUCGUCUACAGGCCAUCCUGGUGGAAUUCUAUCACUGGAACAUGAUCGUUUUAACGCCUCGUCUGCUCAGGCCGUGCCUGCCAUGAGUAUUGUUGCUGCAAGCACGUACAAGACGGUCAAAAUGAGCGAGUGUAUUGGUCAAACCAAAAUCUACGACUCUGAGUUGAUGACUGGUAAUGGUCAUGUUGCUCCCUUUUUUGAAUCCACUUCGCCUUCUGUCAUUGUAUCAGUGUCUGCAUCCAUAAAUGCCAGUGCAACCAUGACACAAACUGCUGCAAUGAGCUCCAGUCAGGUGCCAGCCAAAUUAUCUAGUACUACUGAAUCGUUGGCUGGUCUACCUGCUGCCACAAACCCGUCAAAAAAUGAUGCAUUGACUAGUUGUAAAUCUUGGUCCUUGUCAGCCAUGAUGAUCUUGUUUGCUACGUGUGCUGAGUUGGUUUACGGCUGGUGAUAAAGGGAAUGAAG